Messenger RNA from Microthlaspi erraticum, 318 nucleotides. The record is from the annotation of a GenBank genome assembly. NCBI's taxonomy places the organism in Eukaryota, Viridiplantae, Streptophyta, Magnoliopsida, Brassicales, Brassicaceae.
AUGGAAGUGAUGGAAAUCGCUUGGAAAAGGUGUAUGCGAACUCGAUCGAGUCGGUCAACAGAAGACUUGGUCGAGCUAGACUUUCACACGGGUAGAAAGAGGUUCAGAGGUCAGAGGGUACAAGAGGAACCUGAGGUGCUUGUUGCUGAUACAAUGGAUGUACCAGAGGGGAAUGGAAACCCUUUGGGCAAUGGACUCGGUCGAGCUAGGCAAACUCGACCGAUUGGUCUAGGAGAUGCUCCAAACCGCCACAACAGAGACAAGGGAUUGUUCCACCACCAGUGCAGAACCACAACUUUGAGAUCAAGCUGGGAAUGA